AUGACUUUAGCCAUAUAAAAAAUAUGCGAAGUUGGAGGAAUUCCUUUUAAAAAAUCCAAAGCAAAUGAAGAAAUAGAUUAAAUAGUACAAGCCGAAAAAAAUUUCGAAAAAACCAAAAUGUAAGGAUAUGAAUAAUCUCCUUUAUAGAAAUUAUUAACUGAAGGUUCUAAAAAUUUACGUGCAAUAAAUAAAUCUGAAAUAAUAGAAGAUAUAAUAUAUACAAUGUAAUACUAUUAAAAUAAUUAUGAGUAUUUACUUCCUUUAUUAGAUUUAAUAUCUAACUGUAUUAUGUUUAGAGAAUUAGCCUAGAAAUUUUGCAAUUUUGGAAUUUUAAAAGACAUUAUUUACGUUAUAUUUAAUUGUGAUGAUUUUCGAUCUUAUAUUGUUAAAAGUUGUUUCGAAAUAAUUUGGAAUGCUAUAGAGGCUGUAGGAAUUACAAGUAUAUAACUAUUUGCAGCUGAAGAUAUUAUUACUCAAUUAAAAAGGGUGUUUGAAAAUUUAAUGAGAAACGGAUAUAAAUUAGAAGAUAAAUGCUUAAGAAAUGAACUUUUGAUUUUAAUUAAUUAUCUUUUAAGCGAUGAGGUAGCUCUUUAAUAUUUUGAUGAGAAAAACACUAUGCUAGGGGCUAAUUAACCGACUACUUUUAUUGAUACACUUCUUGUAUAUGCUACUGUAGAUGAAAUUGAGUUCUAUAAUGAUAAAAUACUUACCAAUAAUCAUAGAGCAUUUUAUUCAACUACUAGUGAAGAUUUGGAAUUCAAAAAGCUGAUUUGGAGUGGAUUAUUAACUGCUAUUUAAUCAGGAAAUAAAUCUAUUUUGGAAACUAUUAAAGAUGUAAUGAUUUUUUUAUUUUAUGGAAUUUUUUAUAUAUAUAUAUAUUUAUAUAAUUAGAGUGCUUUUGUAUAUUCACUUUUACUAUAUAUUGACCCCUUAAACGAUAGUUAUGCAGUAAACAGAUGGUCUAACCCUUAAUUAAAAGAAAUUUAAAUACAUUGUUUAAGCAUUUUAGCUAGUGUUAUUAUAUAUAUGAAAGAAGAUUUUGCUGAGAAAAAUGGUUUGUUUUAUUUGACAAAGUUUCUUACAAAUUAAGAUGAUCCUGAAAAACGUGAGAAAUGUUUACGAGUAUUUAAUAAUGCAUCUUUAUUUGAUGAAAGCUAUAAAUUAAAAAUCACUGAUGAGGGUGUAAUGGAUAAUUUAAUAGAAUUUCUACAAAAUGAAAAUGAAAAUCCAUUAGAUAUAAAAGAAUUAUGUUUUUCCAUUAUAUCGAACUUAUGUAUAAAUUGUAAUAAAAAUAAGAAACUUUUUAGAUAAAAAGGAGGAGUAGAUAUGAUUGUAGCCGCUUUAAAAGAUCCGAAUAUUGGAAUAUCCGCUAGAUAUGCUCUCUAUGCUGUUUCUAUUUUAGAUUGUUUAUGGAAUGCAAUUUUAGGGAAUAAAAAAAGUGAAUCUGUAUUUUUGGAUAACGAGGGUUUAUUUGUACUUUUAGAAUUUUUAGAGUUUUGCGAUGAUAUGCAUAAGAAAAUGGCUUUAAGUUGUUUAUGUUUUUUGAUUGAAAACAGUAAGUCUAUUCCUUAUUUUUGUGAUUGGAAUUCGGGAAAGACUAUGAUUAAUGCUAGUUAGUUGUUAAUUUAAAUAUAUAAUAAAGAAGAUGCGAGAUUCGGUGUAAAAUAUGAAGACGGAAUUAUUGUGAAUAAAAAUAGACCACUUUAUCCUUUAACUGCUCCGAAAAAAAAUAGGAUUAAUUUUAAAUACUCGUCGAGGAAUAAAAGAAACCUGAUGAUGGAGCGAAUAAAUAAAGAAAAAUUAAUACAGGAAAAGGCUGAUAAUGAAUCAGAUGCAGGAACUGAAGCUUAUUUGGCAAGAAAAAUCAAAUAGAAAGUGGAAUAAUAUGAUUUAAGGGCUAUUAUUUUUGCAAUUUUGUAUAGGACGGGUUUUGAUAAGAAUGAAUUGUUAUAUGAUGAGAAAUAAAAAAUUGAAGUUAUUUAAAUGUAUCCGAAUUUUAAAAUGGGAGAAAUUUGGUUAGAUAUUUAAUUUGAGUUGGAAGAAGAAGGAAUAAAAUCCACUUCAGAUGAUUAUCAUUGGAUGAAAACUUCAAUUGAAGAAUUUUAGGAAUUAAUAAUUAAUUGUAUUAAUACUUAAACUCUGAUUUCGAAAGAACAUAAAAAAUAAUAAGAAGAAGAUUUAAAUAAAUUUUAUGAUAUUUUAAGAAGUAAUAAAGUACAUAAAUGA
Ichthyophthirius multifiliis is the source of this 2226-nucleotide messenger RNA. RefSeq lists its product as hypothetical. The transcript has 7 exons. Lineage: Eukaryota; Ciliophora; Oligohymenophorea; Hymenostomatida. The record is from RefSeq and is a predicted model, not a curated record.